UCAAAUCCAGAACCCCGCGAAAUACUAAACAGAACCAAGGAGAUAAGAGAAACAAAACGAACACCAGAAAGCCAGUUUGUGACUAUAAUCAGGAGAGAGAAAACUCGUACUAUCCUCCAAUGGCGUCCACAACCCCCGCCACAACCACCAAGCUCUUCCACAGCCUCUCCUCUUCUUCUUCGUCUUCUCAUUAUCGUCGCUUUGCUCUUUCUACUCAACCUCAACCUCAACCUCAAAAACGUCGAUACAUCUCUCCAAGAGCUUGUUCAUCGCCGCAAUCGCAACCACGAAGAGACUUCUUAGUGCAAUCUACUGCUGCUGUUGCUGCUUUUUCGAUUUCUUUGCCUCUUUCUACACUUCCGGCGAAAUCUGAGGAUUUGCUUGCUGAAUGGGAGCGUGUUUAUCUUCCUAUUGAUCCUGGUGUUGUUCUUCUUGAUAUUUCUUUUGUUCCUGAUGAUCUUAGUCACGGAUUUCUGUUAGGGACAAGACAAACUAUUUUAGAGACAAAAGAUGGAGGACAGACUUGGGUCCCGCGUUCUAUACAAUCAGCUGAAGAAGAGGAUUUUAAUUACAGAUUCAAUUCUAUAAGUUUCAGAGGAAAGGAAGGUUGGAUAGUGGGUAAACCUGCUAUUCUGUUGUAUACUAAUGAUGCUGGUGAAAACUGGAAAAGAAUACCCUUGAGCUCUCAGCUUCCUGGAGAUAUGGUAUAUAUCAAAGCAACCGGAGAAAACAGCGCAGAGAUGGUAACUGAUGAGGGAGCAAUAUACACUACUUCAAAUGGAGGUUACAACUGGAAGGCUGCUGUACAGGAGACUGUCUCAGCUACUCUUAACAGAACAGUCUCAAGCGGUAUAAGUGGUGCAAGUUACUACACAGGUACCUUCAACACUGUGAACCGUUCCCCAGAUGGGCGUUAUGUUGCUGUUUCAAGCCGUGGAAACUUUUUUUUAACUUGGGAACCAGGCCAGCCUUACUGGCAGCCGCAUAACCGAGCAAUUGCCAGAAGAAUUCAGAACAUGGGUUGGAGAGCUGAUGGUGGUCUAUGGCUGCUUGUUCGUGGUGGUGGGCUGUAUCUAAGUAAAGGCAAUGGGAUAUCAGAGGACUUUGAGGAAGUGCCCGUACAAAGUCGUGGUUUUGGCAUUCUUGACAUUGGGUAUCGCUCACAGGAUGAAGCUUGGGCAGCCGGAGGAAGUGGGAUAUUAUUGAGAACCACAAAUGGUGGCAAGAGCUGGACACGAGACAAAGCAGCUGAUAACAUAGCCGCAAAUCUUUAUUCUGUAAAGUUUAUUGAUGAGAAGAAGGGAUUUGUGCUUGGAAAUGAUGGGGUUUUGCUUAGAUACCUUGGAUGAAGAUGAUAUUAUAUGCACAUGGUCCCUCAACAAUUCCGAUCUUGUUUUGUGUGUCGAUACCCUUACAAUUGUGCCCAGGGAAGCUAAGAAGAUUCAUUCAUUCUCUAAUAAUAUGGUAAUUAUAACAGGCCUUUUAUUUUGUAUUAAAUUGUUAUACAUACUGUUCUUGUUGGAAAACCACUCUCUUUUCCUGCAAGGAUUAGAAUGACUAAUCGGAACGGAUUAGCAUGAUUGGUUUUGUAAAUUCUUGAGAAAUCUUCAUCAAUAUUUUUAGUUUGAGCCUA
This is a messenger RNA of Amaranthus tricolor (Joseph's coat), 1633 nucleotides long. RefSeq names its product photosystem II stability/assembly factor HCF136, chloroplastic. The coding region runs from base 120 to 1349 and encodes 409 amino acids. The transcript has 9 exons. NCBI's taxonomy places the organism in Eukaryota, Viridiplantae, Streptophyta, Magnoliopsida, Caryophyllales, Amaranthaceae. Gene Ontology annotation, molecular function: protein binding. The record is from RefSeq and is a predicted model, not a curated record.